UGUGGUUGAUAUUAUAUUCUGUUCUGUGGUGCUACAACAACUUCUGCGAAAGCCUCAUGACUUGUAAUGUUAAGUGAUAACGAUAAGUGAUUUACCAUUUACCAUUUUCAUUUUGUAACCGCACUGCGCACGUUAUAUUUGCAGACCAGCGUUUCUAUCGUUAUUGUUAUUGUUGAUCGUUAAAAAAUUUUUGUUCACUGACUUUWAAUUUUAAACAAUAUAUUUGAUAGCGAUUUAGUUGGAUCCAUACUGCAUCAUGUCAAAUGGGAAUGAAGAAAAGUUCGAUUCAAUGCUUCUGGCAUUGGCUCAGCAGCACGAGAAAGGAGUAGAACAAAARAAAGACUUAAAAAAUUCUGGUGAAACAAAUGAAUUAUCACAACCAAUUGAAGAAGACGAAGAUGAUCCAAAAGAAAAAGGAAAAUUGAAACCAAAUGCAGGCAAUGGUUGUGAUUUACCUAAUUACAGAUGGACUCAAACAUUAUCUGAUAUUGAACUUAGAAUUCCAUCUAAAGCUGCAUUCAAAUUGAGACCACGUGAUGUUAUCGUGAAUUUGAAAAAGAAACACAUUUUCGUUGGAAUAAAGGGACAACCACCGAUAUUGGACGAUGAAUUGCAGCAUGAAAUUAAACUUGAAGAAACCACGUGGCUACUUGAAGACGGAAAAACAUUCCUUAUCAACAUUGAAAAGGUAAAUAAAAUGGAAUGGUGGUCGAAACUGGUGCUUGCAGAUACUGAAAUAUCUACCAAAAAGAUCAACCCAGAACCUUCCAAACUUUCCGACCUAGAGGGCGAAACUAGGUCCAUGGUGGAGAAAAUGAUGUACGACCAGCAACAAAAGAAUAUGGGAUUACCUACAUCGGAUGAGCAGAAAAAACAGAACGUUCUUCAAAAGUUUAUGGAACAACAUCCUGAAAUGGACUUUUCCAAGUGUAAAUUCAAUUAAACCAGCUCAAAACCAA
Messenger RNA from Diuraphis noxia (Russian wheat aphid), 959 nucleotides. RefSeq names its product nuclear distribution C, dynein complex regulator (gene nudC). NCBI's taxonomy places the organism in Eukaryota, Metazoa, Arthropoda, Insecta, Hemiptera, Aphididae. Gene Ontology annotation, cellular component: cytoplasm. The record is from RefSeq and is a predicted model, not a curated record. Gene Ontology annotation, biological process: protein folding.